UAAUUCGCACGAAGAACAACAACAGAAACAACAACAACAAAAAUAAAUAAUAAGGAAGUGAAUGUUUCGUUCUUUAACUAAAGUGUCAACCUUUUGAUGAAUAUGAUCGAUAUACCAUUAAAAUAUCCUUUUACCAUCAAUCGGAACACUACAGGCCUUGCGUAGGAAAAGAGUUAUUGUUGACCGAACUGCUAGUAUAUCCUGGUCGAAUGGUAGCAGUAGUCGGAUAUACACGUCAUGGCAUUAUUUGACUUACUUGCAAGCACACGUUCUCUAGAGCAAAAACUAAUAGAUGCCGUGUCAUCAAAUAACAUUGAACAACUACAGAAGCUGUUGGAAGAAGGAGUUGAUCCAAACAAGAAACUACACAAGUUUGGUGGUGAUAGGGCAAUACAUAUUGCAGCUACUAAAGGAAACACUUCAGCAAUAGAGCAUCUCAUAAAUGCAGGAGCAGACUAUGAAUUACCCAAUGAUUUGGGUAUAACACCCCUUUACAAUGCUGUACGUGCCAAUCAUCCUUUGGCUGUGAAGGAGUUAUUGAAACAUUGUAAAUAUGACACUUGUUUGAAUUUUCUUUGGAAUGAAGGCCUGUAUGUGGAAAGUAAAAUACCAGAAAAUGGUAUGAUGCAGGCAGUAGAUAUUGUUGCAGCUCCCAACUUACUAUUCCAGAAACACCACUUGAGACCAACGUAUUGGGAUGUAUUCUUUACACUCAGUCUGGGGGAAAUGACACAUUCGAUGAAUAAUGAAAACUUAAGAUUACUUUUCUUGACAGGAUUCAAGAACCCUACAUCAGUUUUCAUUACCUAUGAGAAGAAAGUUGUUGAAAAACUUCAAAACUUAGAAAACAGUGUCAUAUGGUCCAACUUAUCCGAAGAUGAACAAAAUAAGGUUAAAGCUAAACUUCAGGAAGCUGUUGAUAUGUUGCAGUUUAUGAAGAAAAAUCCGUUAUCACUUACUCAUUUAUGUAGACUAACUGUACGGUGGAGUUUUUGGAACAGUUGUAAUGUUUAUUAUGGAGUCAAUCAACUCCCUCUUCCAACAGAUCUGAAGAAGUUCAUUGUCUUUUAUGGAGAUUUUUAGAUCAUUUGACACACUAGUAUGGCAGCUCUUCAUAUGUUUAACCUGCUGAGUAAACACCACUCUCCGCGACACAGACUACGAGAUGCAGUAAAAACUAACAACACUGAGAAACUUACAGAACUCUUAGACCAGGGUAUAGAUCCAAAUAUGAAGCUUGAAAAAACAGGUGGUAACAGACCUGUACACUUAGCUGCAACAUAUGGAUAUUACCGUAUUAUAGAACUUCUUGUAAAUGCCGGAGCCAUUUGUAACUUGCUGAAUGAUUCUGGAGAGACGGCUUUAUUCAAUGCUAUUCGCUUUAAGCAUCCUCGUGCUUUACAGGUACUAUUGAAACAUUCGUCACAAGUAACGGGACUUGAUCAGUUAUGGUUUGAUGGACGAAUCGUGAAACGUAUUUUAUGUCAUGGAAGUGGUCCAGUAAUUUCUACUUUAAUAAUUGCAACACCAAACUUGCGAUUGUCACGGUCGAACUUGUGGAGUAAUAUUCUAAACAUUUGUGUUAGUCGUAUACAAGAUUAUAAUAGUAUUCGGUUGCUGUUUCUUACAGGCUAUAGGAAUCCAGAUGAAGAAUUUGUGUCCUUUGAAAUCAAAAUAAUAAAGAAAUUACAACGUUUUGAAAGUGGUGACUGUGGAUUAAGGAUGACUGGUGCUGAGAGCACUGAUGCAAUACAGGUGCUUCGACAAGCUGUAGACUUUAUUUGCAAGUUGAAACAAAAUCCACAGUCAUUAAAACAGUGUUGUAGACUGACCAUUAGGUCAAGUUUUCAUAAUAAAUGCAAUGUUUACUAUGGGGUAGAACAACUGCCCUUGCCAAAAGAUCUAAAAAAAUACCUUGUAUUUCAUGGAGAAUUCUGACACUGCUAACAGUUUUGUUUAUUUUUCAAAGUAUGAAGAGUAUGAAAUAUCUCAGAAUUUUACAGUGGUAUUAUAAGACUGAUGCUUCAUUAAAUAGGUUUAUCUAUUAUAUAUCUACAAAUUUCUUUAAUUUUGAACAUUGUAGAUAUUUGGUAAACUUUCUAUGUUACAAAUACUGUUUAUCACGGAAUGUGUGCCUUUUGUAAAAUUUUGAUAUGAUUAUUCAAGGCUCAUUCUACGAGUUAGAUGAGGUUAGUUAAGAAUAUACCAUAGACAGUUUCUACUGCAAUUCUAUUUGAUAAGAAGCAUGUGUAUGUCAAAAACUUUCAAAAUUAUAUAACUAUUAUCUUAAUUAAUGUUUAAUGUUUCAGCAACUGAACUUUUUUGAAGCAGAACCAGGUUUGGUACAACAAAUGUACAAUUACACAAAUAUGUGCAAUUUAUCAGCAGUUUUACUGCAUGUAUACUUCCAUUGUUUUUAUUGAUUGUGAUAUUAAACAUCAGCAAAUAAUAUCUCAUUUUACUUGAAAUAAGACCAUUUUAUGCCCCUGCCACAUUUGUUUCUACUUAUAUGCAUUGAUGUUUGUUUGUGUGUUUAGAGAAGUGUCUGGCCUAGAACUGUGGAGCUGUUGCACAUGAAUUACUCAAUACAGCGAAAAUUGAU
Molecule: messenger RNA, 2602 nt
Organism: Mercenaria mercenaria
Lineage: Eukaryota; Metazoa; Mollusca; Bivalvia; Venerida; Veneridae
Product: putative ankyrin repeat protein RBE_0489
Exons: 3
Coding region: 1102-1938 (278 amino acids)
Biological process (GO): positive regulation of transcription by RNA polymerase II; protein ubiquitination; intracellular signal transduction
Cellular component (GO): nucleus
Molecular function (GO): transcription cis-regulatory region binding; protein binding
Source: RefSeq, a predicted model, not a curated record